AGUUGUAGUCACAGUUUUCUAGUGUGUGUAUUAUUUCUUUUUAGGUCCCCAAAGAGCAGAAUGAGCCCAUAAUUUCUCAAAUGAAAAUGGAAUAUAGAAAAAGACCAAAGGAGGUGACCAACAAGCAAGACCAAAGAUCACAUUGGGAACAAAAAACUCCACAAGAUCAGAACCCUCCCCCAAAGAAGACCAUUAUCAUCACCUUCGGCACACACCAGGCAACAUUUGAAGUCACAGAUAGGGAGACACGUAGUUUAUAUGAGGCACUCAACACCCUUGACCCUGUCAAAAGAGAGACAGAAAGACAGCCAGGCAAAGAAAUGCUGGUGUAUGGCAACGGAGGAAUAGAAGGGUUCAUAAACCUUGGCAUGCCCCUCCGCUGUUUUCCGGAAGGCAGCCAUGUGGUCAUUACCUUUUCCAAAACUGAAAGUGAGGAGAAAGAAGAUAAUAAAGUGUGUGGUCGCUUUGACCAGUCAUCUGCUGAGUGUGUUGUAUUUUACAUUCAUGCAGUCGGGAGUAGGGAGCAAAGGAUCCUGAGGUGCAGGGAACUUGACAAGGAGGGGACCAAAGUCUGUGUGUAUGGCUUCCAAGGAGAGACCAUCAAGGCCACUCUGAGGAAGGAUGGCAGGUUUCAUUCCUUUGUGGAGAGUGACCAUUGGAAACUCAUUCACAAUGAUACCACCAUAGCAAACACCCAGCCGGUUGAUGUGUUACAGGGCAAGCUCUUUCAGAUUGAGGUUGAAAGAAAGAAAUGCCCUUGGGCAGUAGCAGCAACUCAGAAUUCUGAGUUAGAGGACAGAAACUUCAGUGAGUUAAAAGGAUACAUUGUGAAUUUGUACCCCACACUGAAAAGAGAACGGGAAAAACUGAGAGCAUACAUCAAGGAAGAAAGUGAGAAAGGAAAGAAAACUAAUGUAUUCAAAGCACAUAGAGCAAACUUCAGGAAGCUGACCCAAAACUCCACCCCAGGUAAAGUCUUCAAACUUCUUUCACAGCUCAGUGACUCAGUUGGGCUCCUAGUUUGGGACAACAAUGGAAACAGGGGUAGUGCCACAUGCUUUGUUUUUAAAGGGUUGUACGUUUUCACCUGUCGACAUGUAAUAAAUGACAUUGUAGGGGAUGGUGUAGAGCCAAGUCAGUGGGCAGAUAUACUUAGUCAAUGUGUAAGAGUGACGUUUGAAUAUCAAGUGUUCCCCAUAAAAGAAGACAGCUAUUGCUCUGUUGAACCUUGGUUUGAGGUGUCUGAUGUAACUCUUGAUUAUGCUGUCCUGAAACUGAAAGAAAGUGGACGGCAUUUUCCUACAGGACUCUGUAAUGGAACACCUUCUGAAUUACUUAGUGGGUUUGUGUAUAUGAUUGGUCAUCCAGAUGGAAAGUAUAAGGUUGUUGAUGGUUGUACUCUGGUUCCUGAAAAUGAGCAAAGAAGGAAAAGUGAGGGCAUUCAGGGAAAAGGAGCAGUGGGUGGCAGUGAUCCCAUGCGGUAUAUCUAUAUGUAUACCCAAAGAAGUUUCCAGAAGAACAUCCAUGAACCUCGUGUGGUUACCGGGGAUAACACUUUUUAUUGUGGGUCUUCUGGAUCUCCUGUAUUUGAUGCUAGAGGAUCACUGGUAGCCAUGCACACUGCUGGCUUCAUUUGUGAGUAUGCAAGUGGGGUUUCCAGUGUCAUUGAACUGGGCUCCUCAAUGAAACACAUCCUUGAUGAUAUUAAGGAAAACCAUGAAACAUGGUACAAUGAAAUUUGUGUAUUCAAAGGACUGUAGAAAUACUGCGUCUAGAAGCCUGAGGACUAUAGAGAAUUCGGUCAGUUUCCUGUCUUUAAGGCAGUUGCCUGUGCAUUGGUUUUCUGUAGGCAAUGAAAAUAUUUUUUAAACUUUUAAAUGUUGAGUUUAUUUCAUAGACAAUUGAUGUUUUACUCUAUUUCCUACAUAUACCAUGCAUUUUUAAUUGAAAAUAAUUAUUUAUUCAUUUUAAUACCAAACACAGAUUCCCCUCUCAUCCCUCCUCCCUUCCACUACUCCUGCCUUCUCACAUUCCCUUGUCCAUUCUCACUUUUUAUCCCCUCCCCCAACAGGGGAAGUUCUCCCAUUAGGGGACACCUAAGCCUGGUAUAUUCAGUUGAGGCAGGACCAAGCCCCCAACCACUACAUCAGGGUGAGCAAGGUGUCUGACCAUAAGCAAUGGGAUCCCAAAACCCAGCUCAUGCACCAGGGAUAAAUCCUGAUCACACUGCCAGGGGCCCCUCAAACAAGCCCAGCUACACAACUGCCUUCUGUAUGCAGAAGUUCUAGUCCACUUCCAUGCAGGUUCCACAACUAUCGAUCUAAAGUUCGUGAGUUCCUUUGAGCUUGGUUCAAUUGUCUCUGUAGAUUUCCCCAUCAUGAUCUUGACCACUCUUGCUCGUAUAAUCCCUCUUCUCUCUCUUCACCUGGACUCCUGGAGCUCGGCCUGGUGCUUGGUUGUGGAUCUCUGCAUCUGCUUUCAUCAGUUCCUGGAUGAAGGUUCUAUGAUGACAGUUAGAGUAUUUACCAAUAUGAUUACCAGGGUAGGCCAGUUCAGGCACCCUCACCACUAUUGCUAGUAUUUUAAUCUGAAGUCAUCCUGGUGGAUUCCCAGGCAUUUCCCUAGCACCCCAUAAUGUCUCCCUCUAUCAAGAUAUCUCUUUCAUUGCUCUCUCACUCCAUCCCUCCCCCAGCUCGACCAUCCCAUUCCCUCAUGUUCUCAUCCUCCAUCCCGUUUACUGUAUAUACCACCAUUUUUAAUAGAUAAUAAUUUUUGUACAAUAUAUUCUGAUGAUGAUUUCUCUCCCUCCACCUCCUCCCAGAUUCUCUCCACCUUCCCACCCACUCAAAUCCACACCACAAUUUUUUCUAUCUCUUAUAGGAAAACAAACAGGCGUCUAAAAGGAUAAAAUAAAAUGAAACACAACAAAACAGAAUAGGACCAAACAACCAGAAAAAGAGAGACACAGAAAAAGCACAAGAAACACAUACAGAGGCAGAGGCAUACAUAUUCACACACAAAGAAAUAUUGUAAAAGUAUAAGUCAGCUAACACCCACCUAUAAGCAAAUACGUACCAUAUUUGUCUCUUUGGGUCUGGGUUACCUCACUAGGAUGAUUUGUUCUAGCUCUAUUCAUUUACCUGUAAGUUUCAUAAUUUGAGGUGUUUUUUUAAACAGCUCAGUAAUAUUCCAUCGUGUAAAUAUAGCAUUUUCUUCCUCCACUCACUUGUUGAUGGACAUCUGAACUGUUUCCACCUGAACAUGGUUGAUCAAGUGUUUCUGUAGUAGGAUAUACAGUCCUUUAGGUAUAUGCCCAGGAGUGGGAUGGCCAGAUCCUGAGGUAGGCCUAUUCUCAGCUUCCUGAGGAACCUCCACCAAGUUUUUCCACAGUGCUUGUACAAGUUUACAUGUCAGCCAGCAGUGAAUGAGUGUUUCCCUUACACCACAUUCUCAAUAGAAUGAGCUGUCACAUUUUUAAUUGAACAUGGCCAUUGUGACUGGUAUAAGAUGAAAUCUCAAAGUAGUUUUGGUUUGCUUUUCCCUGAUGACUAAGGAUGUUGGCCAUUUGUAUUUCAUCUUUUGAGAACUCCCCAUUUAUAUCUGUACUGUUUUUAAAUGGGUUCUUUUUCUUGAUGUAAAUGGUUUUUGUCUUUUUUAGCAUACACACACUCACACACACACACACACACACACACACACACACAUAUAUAUAAUUUUUAUAAGCUUUCAAGUUCAGUGAGGUCUCACUUUUUAUUAUUCUUAGUGCCUGUGCUAUUAACAUUCUGUUCAGGAAAUUUUUUCCUGUGCUAAUGAGUUCAAGAGUUUUCCUCUCUUUCUUUUCUAUUAGAUUCAGGGUCUCUAGCCUUAUGUUAUUCAGGGUCUCUAGUUUUAUGUUGAGGUGUUCGAUCCAUUUGGAGUUGAGUUUUCUUCGGGGUGAUAAAUAUGGAUCUAUUUGUAUCCUUCUAUAUACAGACAUCCAUAUGACUAGCAGUAUUUGCUGACAAUGCUGUGUUUUCUGCAGUGUGUAUUUAUAGGUUAUCUAUGAAAAACCAGGUACCCAUGAGUGUGUGGACCUAAAUCUAAGUCUUCAAUUCUAUAUUCCAUUGAUUUACAUGUCUGUUUUUAUGCCAAUAUCAUGCCAUUUUUAUUACUAUAGCUCUGUAGUAUACUUUGAGGUCAGGCUUGGUGAUAUCUUCAGAAUUUCUUUUAUUAUUCAGGAUUGUUUAAGCUAUCCUGUUUUUUUUUUUCUUUCCAUAUGAAGCUGAAAAUUGUUCCCGAAAUUGCUUUUGGUCAUACUAUUUUUGUUUGUUUGUUUGUUUGAUCACAGAGACAGAAUGGAAACUAAUUAGAACACCCAGACAUUCAACUCUUGAGUAAAGUCAUCAGCAAUAUUGUUCUGCUUAGUUCUGGGCUAACCCAGCUGAUUACUCCACAAAGCUAUCUAUCUCUAACCUUCAGUUGCUUACAGGGUCCUAAAGUCUUCACCUUCAUAUGGUCAGAGGCAACAAUGGAGAUUUAGUAAAGAAAGAAAACUUGGCAGAAAGAUGAUGAGACAUUGAUUAGUUUUGAAUAUUUUUAUCAAUUCUUUGAGAAUUCCAUGCAGUUUAUUUUGACCAUAUUCAUUCCUACUUGUUCCAGAUCCACCCCCACCUUUCUACCUACCCAAUUCUGUGUCCCUUCUCUUUCACAUUUAAUAGUCCAUGGAUUCCCAUCUGCUCUGUCCAUGUGAUUCUAAAUGUAGGCCUCCCACUGGAGUGUGGUCUACCUACCAAAGCCUCACCCUUAAAGGAACCUGGCCCUUCCUCCCCUAGAAGUCAUCGAGUGUACACAGCUUCAUAGGAGGAAUUGGGGCAGAGAUCAGUUAAUUCUAUUUCUGAGAGAUUCCUGGGUUUACUUAGAGUAAUGAUACCUGUCUUAGUUAGGGUUCCUCUUGCUGUGCUAAAACACCAUGAGCAAAAACAACUAGGGGGCGACAGGGUUUAUUUCAGCUGAUAACUUGUAGUCCAUCAGUCAGGAAAGUCAAGGCAGGAACCUGGAGGCGAGAACUGCAGCAGAAGUCAGGAAGGAAUGCUGCUUAGAGCUUGUUCUCAUGGUUGCUUAGUUUGCUUUCUUAUAUAACUCAGAACUGCUUGCCCAAAGGUGGCACUACCUGCAAUGGCCUGGGUCCUCCGGCACCAACAGCUGAUUAAGAAACAGCACCACAAGCUUGCCUACAUGCCAAACUCGUGGGGACAUUCUCUCAGGCGAGCUUCCCUCCUCCCACAGGACUUGAGCUCGCAU
Molecule: messenger RNA, 5280 nt
Organism: Peromyscus eremicus (cactus mouse)
Lineage: Eukaryota; Metazoa; Chordata; Mammalia; Rodentia; Cricetidae
Product: serine protease FAM111A-like
Exons: 1
Coding region: 81-1760 (559 amino acids)
Source: RefSeq, a predicted model, not a curated record